Messenger RNA from Lineus longissimus, 3331 nucleotides. Its product is annotated as anoctamin-8-like. The record is from RefSeq and is a predicted model, not a curated record. Bases 112 to 2481 code for a protein of 789 amino acids. The transcript has 16 exons. NCBI's taxonomy places the organism in Eukaryota, Metazoa, Nemertea, Pilidiophora, Heteronemertea, Lineidae.
CAAUAUAACAUAUAACAAUCAGCUGCUUGGAUUUAUGUGACAGGAGUACUGGUCUGCUGUAAAAGCAGUUCUCUUGGAUUAACCAUGUCCUCGUAAGGUUUCGAUAGGAGGAUGGGGGACACGGACGGGGAGGAAAGCCCUGAUGUCAGGCGCCGGAAGCCGCCAGUCAAAACCAAAUUGUUUGAGAUAUUUGCAAAUUCUGUUGACAGCGGUGGUAUUUUCGGUAAGAAGUUUGCAAGUACAAGCCGCUUCGUGGUUUCAAGUAAAGUAUGGAUGAACACAAUCCCUACGCAUGACUGUGACGUGCUUCUUACAUUCCCCGCCAAAACAGACGACCACACUCUCAUGUGGCUGCUGGCAAGGCUCAGGAACCGGACACCGGAACUAGAAGUGCAUGUUCGUCACCACAGCAACACUGGCGUCUAUGGUUUCUACCUUACUGCUACAUAUGACAACUUACUCAAAGGUGCUGAAGAACUCGAGCUGAAGAAAUCCCUCAAGACAGAAUACGGCGGCGGAAUGAAAGAGUUCGAAUACAAUGACAGGGAUUGUUACCAACAUUCGGAUGAAGAGGACGUGUUCUUGACGAGUCAGGAGAGGCAGAUUAUUGUACGGCACAUGUUGUAUAAUCUUCGGGCCAUAACUGGUGAUAACCUAAAUGGCAAGAUACGCUUCCUAGAAGGCCAGGCUAUCGUGCCCAAACUUCUGACAAGGAAGGUGAUAUCUCAAGUCCUUCCAUUGCACUGCAGUAGUGAUCUGACGAACUUGAGGAAGACAUGGGUGCAGGCUUUCUUCCAAAAACAACCACUUGGUAAAAUCUGUGAAUAUUUCGGAGUAAAGAUUGCCAUGUAUUUCGCUUAUCUCGGUCAUUACACCCUUGCCCUCAUGCUACCAGCUAUAUUCGGUAUCUUCAUAUGGACAUUCCCUAGCAAGGAUCAGGAAGUUGAAGACAUCUGGUUCGUCGUCUUUGCAUUGUUCAAUGUUUUCUGGGCCACGCUGUAUCUCGAACAUUGGAAACGAAGAAGUAGUGAGUUAGCUUACCAAUGGGGAACUCUGGAUCAGGGCCCUGAACUCCUGGUAGAACCCCGGCCUCUCUUUACAGGAGAGUUGAAGGUCAACGAAGUGACCGGCCGCCAGGAGUUUUACUACCCUCCCUGGAAACGCCACCUAUUUCGCUACCUGGUGACUUUCCCUGUGAUAGCUGUUUGCCUAUUGGUUGUGUUAAUUAGUAUGCUGCUAGUGUUCCAAGUGGACGAUUGGAUGUUGGCUAAAAUAAAAGCGGGGGAUUUGCCGAAAUUUUGCAAGUUUGGCCCAAAGAUUCUCCUGGCACUGACAAUAGGUAUCCUUGAUGAUAUGUACAAGAAGAUAGCGUACUGGCUCAACGAUUCAGAAAACUACAGAGAAGAUCGAUCAUACGAAAAUCAUCUCAUCAUUAAGUUAGUUUGUUUCCAAUUCGUCAACUCAUUCCUCUCCUUGUUUUAUAUUGCGUUUUAUCUCGGAGAUAUGAAUAGAUUGAAAGAGCAACUUGCGGCCCUCCUCAUUACGCGACAAGUUGUUGGUAACUUCAAGGAAGCGCUUUUGCCGUACAUCAUUGAGAAGGUGAAGCUAUUCCAAUUAGGCUACAAGAUGACGGCAAACAUUAGCCCAGACACAUUAGAUAAGGAAAUGAUGCACAUGAUAGGCAAGAAGGCGAAGGGCAAUGGUGAUCCUUCGCUAACAGAUGACACCAACAGGGCAACCACCCCUGUCCCUGGCGGCGUGGAAGAGAUCAGCUUUCCUUCAUUAGAGAAGGAAUGCAGCACGGAGGGAGCAACGUGUCCCAAGAAGGAAGAGAACCACACACCUACCACGCAAGUCCCGCCGGAGUUUGGCUGUCUUGAUGUCUCAUACAGUGGACCUCAGCUAACUCAAGCUGAGGUGGAAUCGGCAAUGAAGUUGUAUGAUGACACGUUUGAAGAUUACUUAGAGAUGUUCAUCCAGUUUGGUUACGUUAUCCUAUUCUCAUCUGCUUUCCCCCUUGCUGCGUUAUGUGCCCUUCUCAACAAUAUCAUCGAGAUUAGAAGUGACGCGUUCAAGCUCUGUAUGACAUUCCAAAGACCUUUCGGCCAAAGGGUGGAAAAUAUCGGAAUAUGGCAGGAUAUGUUGGAGUUGAUGGGAGUGAUAGCUGUGAUUGUGAACUGCGCUCUAGUAGGCAUGUCUGGCCAGGUCCAUCGACUCUUCCCGAACAUGGGGCCAACAGAAACCAUCGUCUUCAUUGUAGUAUUAGAGCACAUCAUCCUUGCCUUCAAGUGUAGCAUAGCCUAUGCCAUUCCUGACAUUCCUUACUGGGUCGAGCAGCAGAUGGCUAAAUGGGAGUUUGGUCGAAGGGAAGCAUUGAAGCGCUUCCAAUCAAAAAGUACGAAAGAAAAAGCCCAAUCGUUGAACCAUUCCAGCAGUAACGAGUCGUGUCCAUCUGAUACAAAUAAGGUCAAGAAGUCAUGAUCAAGGGAGGAAAAGUAAUUUGGUGAUGUCAAGCGGGAUUAUCAGCACCGACUAAUGAGUCUCGGAUGUUGACGGACUCGUUCAACAGACUUGCCCUUGCCGCCAAUGAGACGACCUCAUGCCGGAAUGUAUGACUGUCUGGUUGUGCGAAGGGAUCGUUUCGCCACUGUAUCUCUGGAAUUUGUCAUAGCUAACCAUGACGAUAAAUGUUUGUAGUCUUCACCCCAGAAUCAAUCAUUCAAAACGUUUGAUAUCUUUUUCGAUGAUGCGCGAGUGGAACAAUAAGAUAAUUUUGAGAGGUCGACAGCAAUAAAAUCAAAAUGAGAUAAAUAAAGUAACAUUUCCAUUCUUGAAGUGUUCUGUCCUGCAUCUUUGUCGUUGUGGUAUUGAAAACAAUGUGUUUGUCUCCGUCUCAGAAGUUUAGACACUUUUCAAAGUGAAUGCCUUUGUUGUAAAAUGUUAACUCAAUGAGGAGACUGCUCGCGAUUGGUAUGUCAUAACCAGAUUUGGUUGACUGCGGAUUUGUGGUUUAUUACUCUAUCCUUAAUGGAACCACUGUUGAUGCUGUCAAUGUGCCAUAACAGAUUAUGAGUAUCUGGAUAAUAAAGGGUCAUGGGUGGGGCAAAAACUGCCUCAGGAUAUGACCCAGAAUUGGGACAUAUAAAUUACAUAAGUUAUUAACCAUACUGUUAUCGUUUUAUCACUGCCAUAAUAUUUGUUUUCUUUCUCCUCUUUCUCCUCCUUUUGGUGUCAAUUAAUUCUCCAGAUAUUUGUAUAUAAGUAUUUUUCUAUUCCUCUGUGGAUUGUCAGAAAUGUUAUGGUUUCCAAAUAAAGAAACACCUUCAAAAGA